GGCACCAAGACGGGAUAUACGAGGCCUCCCAAGAUGCUGCUGCUGCUAAGCAAGUGCAGACCUCACCGUCUUCCUACUUCACUUACUUGCACCCUGACCCAAAUAAAAUACACACGCGUCAGCUAGAUCCCAGCCUGAAGUUCUCCACUUUGAAUAGCUCCCAUGUUGACCUGCUGAAUGAAACGUGGGCCUACGGGGGCUGUGAACACAGUCGUGGGUACCUGGCCACUUUGGUGCACUCCUUCCCCAGCAGCUGCAUCCUGGACAGCAAUGGACGCCUGAUCAGCUGGAGUCUCCUUGAUCCUUUUGGUGCACUGGCACAUGGCUAUACCCUCCCAGAGCAUCGCGGUCGUGGCUACAUGGCUAUUGUCAAUAAAGUACUGGCCACACGUGUCCAUGCAUCUGGCUACCCUAUAUAUGGGAAUGUAGCCCUUGAUAACUUGCGCAUGCAGAAGUGUCUUGAAUACUGGGGCUUUCAGAGAUUAUCCCUAUCAUGUCAUUUUAUUUACCAUACCCCUAAACCCUCCACUGGAAGUAUAUAA
This is a messenger RNA of Gekko japonicus, 542 nucleotides long. RefSeq names its product glycine N-acyltransferase-like protein 3. Gene Ontology annotation, molecular function: glycine N-acyltransferase activity. NCBI's taxonomy places the organism in Eukaryota, Metazoa, Chordata, Lepidosauria, Squamata, Gekkonidae. The annotation marks the transcript as partial. The record is from RefSeq and is a predicted model, not a curated record. Gene Ontology annotation, cellular component: mitochondrion. The transcript has 2 exons.